Messenger RNA from Vicia villosa (hairy vetch), 1250 nucleotides. RefSeq names its product protein IQ-DOMAIN 10. The record is from RefSeq and is a predicted model, not a curated record. NCBI's taxonomy places the organism in Eukaryota, Viridiplantae, Streptophyta, Magnoliopsida, Fabales, Fabaceae. The coding region runs from base 174 to 1034 and encodes 286 amino acids. The transcript has 6 exons. Gene Ontology annotation, molecular function: protein binding.
UAUGUCUUGUGUUACAAUGUCUCACGUCUUACCAUUACUAUCCAUCAUUAAUAAAUCAUCUUCUCCAUUUUCACACCUCUUGUAUGUUAUCCUAAUUACCAUUUCAUUUGCAUCUUUCAUCUUGUGUAGCUAAUUUGGGUAUAUAUUUUUGUUGUUGUGGUUUCUCAACCAAAAUGGGUCCAAAGAAAUGGUUCAAGAUACUACUCAGAAGGAAGAAACAUAAGGAAGAUAAAUCCAAACAAGAAAAGGUACAAUCCACUGAUGAAAUAUCAAAUGAAUCCUCUAAUGGGAAGCAAAGUCCUCAUGAAGAGUCGAGUAGCACUCCGAAUGAAGGUUUGAUGAUGGACAGGACAGUUCCAUCGAGGUUGAUUGACAAUAUUGCUGCUACUAGGAUUCAAAAUGCAUUUCGGUCAUUUAUGGCAAGAAGAACAUUUCAACAUCUAAGGGGAGCAGAGAAUUUUGAAGCUUUAAUUCAAGAUCACAUGGCCAGAGAGCAAACAACAACUACGCUUGACUAUAUACAUUCAUGGAGCAGAAUACAAGAUCAAAUUCGAGCUCGCAGAAUCUGUAUGAUAACAGCAGCCAAGAUUAAGCAAAAGAGAUUGGAAAGCCAGUUAAAAAUUGAUGCUAAGAUUAAUGAGCUCGAGGUGGAAUGGUGCAGUGGUUCUGAAACAAUGGAAGAGAUAGUUUCCAGGAUACAUCAGCGAGAAGAAGCAGCAAUUAAACGAGAGCGAGCCUUGGCAUAUGCUUUCUCGCAUCAGUGGAGGCCAAACUGUAACCAGUAUUUUGGCCAGGCUUCUUAUAGCCUUAGUAAAGAAAGCUGGGGUUGGAGCUGGAUGGAGCGUUGGGUUGCAGCGCGUCCUUGGGAAGUCCGGGUUCAAGUUCAGUCUCCCCAAACAAAGAAACUCAACGGCCAGCAGCAGCAGAAAACCAAAAUAGAUAAGCCGAACCACAAUGAAACAAAAUCACCAUUGGCUAAAGCAGCCCUGUCAAAUGGGAAGGAGACUGAGAAAGGAAAGAAAAACAAAACAUAAGGGUUGCCAAAAAAAUGCUGGGCAGAAAAUUAGAUGGAUAUUGGUUUCUUCAUCUUCUUUUGAUGUUUAUUUUUCUAUAUUUGGCUUGUGAGAAUCUAUCAUUUGGUUUGUACUGUGUCUCCUUAGAAGACUUUAACUUAUUAUUUGGUUUUGUAUGUAUCAUGAAUUCCCUUGUUUUGGUUGAAACAUGAGAAUGGUCUAUAUUAUUCCCUUCAA